This is a messenger RNA of Fundulus heteroclitus (mummichog), 3058 nucleotides long. RefSeq names its product protein SOGA3. Bases 193 to 2802 code for a protein of 869 amino acids. Gene Ontology annotation, biological process: regulation of autophagy. The record is from RefSeq and is a predicted model, not a curated record. The transcript has 9 exons. NCBI's taxonomy places the organism in Eukaryota, Metazoa, Chordata, Actinopteri, Cyprinodontiformes, Fundulidae.
CUUGUCAUCGCUGGAGAAAAGCGACAUCUAGUGGCGUCAUUACACAAGUUGAAACCUUGUUCUUUUAAUGUUAAAACAACUGUGAAUUAAAACUAAGACUGCACAUUUUGGACCUUUUAUAGGCCUAUAGUCAUCUGAUGUGUUGUGAUAAAAUAACGGAUAUACGUGGAGCUCAUUUAUGUGGAGACGAAAAUGAAGCCAGUCGCCAGCAACGCUGCAGAUCCUCCAACAACAUCCACAGCUGGAAAAAGCUCAGGGAGACGGAGCAGAGCUCAAGAUGCAGCGAACAAGCGAGCAGCCACACAUCCAAACGGCUCCAGAACCUCCCUGAGGGCGGAAAGAGGCAAAGACGUGGAGGCGGGGAAGACCCGGUCCGCCGACGGCCGCCAGGGGGAGCUCGAGAGGCGCAGCGGGGCAGCUGUCCAGCCGGUUGGUGCUGAGGCUGAUCUCCUCACGCCAAACAGGGCGGAUGCGGCCAGAGGAGAUCCACCGGCACCACCGGGCCGCACCUCAGCUCUCGGCAUACCCAGCCGUAAAGAAAACCCCGCUCGGGAAAUUCUGCGCAACGAAACCUCUGCUCUAAGGAAAAAAGAGGAGGAGGAGGAGGAGGAGGGGGUGAAAGGCAGGCGGCGGCAGAGGAAAAGCGGCGCCGCUGGGUGCUGUGGAGCGGGCCUCGGCUUCGGUUCGUGGAGAGGAGGAUGCUUACAGGCUGAGCUUAUCCACUUUCAUCUGCACAGGAGACUGAAGAGGAGCGGCGUGAAGAUGCAGACCAAAGCGGAGGGCGCGAUUAGGGCGGAGGCCGCGCAGGGAGAGCCCGAUCCGGCUGCUGAGGCGGCGACGGAGGCGGCGUCCGUGACACAGCAGGACGAGGCCCUGGAAGAGGAGAUCGAGAGGCUGCUGGAGGAAAACGAUGAUCUCAAGUGUGAGAUUGAGGAGAUGAGGGCCGAGAUGGACGAGAUGCGAGACACCUUCUACGAAGAAGACACAUGCCAGCUGCAGGAAAUGAGGCGUGAGUUAGAGAGGGCCAAUAAAAACUGCCGGAUCCUGCAGUAUCGACUGCGCAAAGCUGAGAGGAAGAGGCUGCGCUACGCCCAGGCGGGCGAGAUUGAUGACGAGCUGCUGAGGAGUCUGGAGCAGGACCUCAAGGUGGCGAAGGAUGUGUCAGUGCGGUUGCACCACGAGUUGGAGAAAGUGGAGGAGAAACGCACAAAGACAGAAGAGGAGAAUGAAAAACUGAGACAGAAUCUCAUAGAGGUGGAAGUGACCAAACAGGCUCUGCAGAAGGAACUAGAUAAAACCAAAGAGUCUCAAAAGCGAAGGGGAAGCAAAGACAUCCAGAAGGCUGACAAGAAGCCCGCACAGCCCCCUACAGAGGAAGAGAAUGAAGACCUAAGGUGCCAACUAGCCUUCAUCAAGGAGGAAGCCGUGCUUAUGAGGAAGAAGGCGGCCAAGAUUGACAAGGAGAAGGAUCGUCUGGAGCAAGAGUUGCAAAAGUAUCGCUCCUUCUACGGAGAACUGGACAGUACCCAUCCCAAAGGGGAGGCCGGGGGUCCGCCCACCACCCGCGAGUCAGAACUAAAGCUGCGGCUUCGAUUGGUGGAGGAGGAGGCCAACAUCCUUGGAAGGAAGAUAGUAGAGUUGGAGGUUGAGAACCGUGGUCUGAGAGCUGAGCUGGACGACCUCCGGGGUGAGGGAGAAGGCGCCGGAAGCUCCGGCUGUGAGGCGACGGGCGGGGCGGGCGCGGGCAGAGGUCUGGGCGACGAUCUGACGGAGCUCCGGCAGCAGCUGCAGCUGGUGGAGGAUGAGGCCGAGCUUCUGAGGAGAAACCUGGCCGAUGCUGAGGACCAGAACAAGAGGGUGACGGCAGAGCUGAACAAACUGCGUUUCAAGGCCGGCACCCACGAGGGAGGUGCCAGACACGGCGGAGGGGGAUCUGGAGGCGCAACGCCGGACGGAGCCAAAUUUGACAAUCUGCAGGAGGAGCUGAAAGCUGCAAGGCUGCAGAUUAAUGAUCUCAGUGGCAAGGUAAUGCAGCUUCAGUACGAGAACCGCGUGCUCCUCUCCAACAUGCAACGCUACGAUCUGGCCUCCCAUCUCUCCCUGCGGCCCAGUCCCCGCGACAGCGACGCGGAGAGCGACGCGGGCGGAGCCGGGAGCGGCCGCCGUGAAAGCGACGAGGACUCCACCUCCUCCCGCUUGCUCCCGCCCCACCGCAAACGGGAAGGCCCCGUGGGCGGGGAAAGUGACUCGGACGAGGUGAGAAACAGCAACAACGGCAGCGGCCGGUGCAUGACGCCCACAAGGGGCCUCCACACCCCGCCCGGACCAGAGGGCUCCGCCUCCUCCUCGUUGGCUCGCUUCCUGCCCGGCGGCCGCUGUGGCCUCCACGAGAGGCAACAGCUGAUUGACAUCCGCGUGGAGGCGGAGAGGCUCGUGCGCACCAUCGACAGGCUGAUCGCCGACACGGCCACCAUCAUCUCCGAGGCGAGGGUCUACGUUUCAAACGGUGACUUGAUGUUUGGAAGGGGAGGAGAGGAGGGCGGAGAGGCCGAUGGGAGCAGGAUCAGAGAACAUGAACUGCUUUAUCGCAUCAACGCCCAGAUGAAGGCCUUCCGAAAGGAGCUGCAAGCGUUCAUUGACAGACUGGAGGUGCCGAGGCUCGAGGACAGGGAGGCAGAGGAGCCACUGUCGAUGUUCCAACCCAUCAUUUUGCUCAUCCUUAUACUUGUCUUAUUCUCAUCCCUCUCUUACGCCACUAUCUUUAAACUGGUCUUCCUGUUUACCCUCUUCUUCGUUCUGUGAUGCAAGCCACCCUACGUUCAAACCAUCCCCGUUUGUGUUUGCUAUGUCGAUUUUCAUUUUUUUUUUUUUUUUUGUUUUCUCGCCAAAGCGCCUCAUUUGUUGCCAUGGUAAUCUAAAGCACAGAUAAAGCUCAGCACUUGCCCUUUUCCGCUCACUAACUGGCUUCAGCAACUGGAGUCUCCAUUAUCAUAGCCCGUCACUGUCAGCGUCACUUGCUUCAAAAGACUGAGGUCAAUCUGACUGCUGUCGACUACAG